This is a messenger RNA of Rhipicephalus sanguineus (brown dog tick), 1694 nucleotides long. Its product is annotated as tigger transposable element-derived protein 6-like. The record is from RefSeq and is a predicted model, not a curated record. Gene Ontology annotation, cellular component: nucleus. The transcript is spliced from 2 exons. NCBI's taxonomy places the organism in Eukaryota, Metazoa, Arthropoda, Arachnida, Ixodida, Ixodidae. The coding region runs from base 94 to 1692 and encodes 532 amino acids. Gene Ontology annotation, molecular function: DNA binding.
UUUCUCCCCCCAAACCCGCCGUCGGUGAGUCUCUCUUCCUCAGCGAUCGCGCGAGCAACGUCUAGAGCGGAGCAGAGAUAACCCUCAACAAAUAUGGCACCGACGAAGCGAAAGGCUGUGUCGUUUGAUACAAAGUCGAAUAUUUUGCAGGAUUCGCAACGCGGUUUUAAAGUGAGCGCCCUCGUAAAAAAAUACGAGCUCGCCCAGUCGACGAUCUCGACUAUCCUCAAAGCCGGAAGCACCACGCUUUUGAAGGCUGGAACCAGUGGCCAUGCCGACAAGCGGAAGAGAAUUCUGGAGCCCUUGUAUGCAGACGUUGAAGAGGCACUCUACCAGUGGUUCCUGUCGAUCCGUGCCCAGAAUGUGCCGAUUAGUGGGCCAAUACUUGCCACAAAGGCGAAAAACUUGGCCUUUCUGCUCGAUCGGCCGAAUUUUGAACCCGGCCGCGGCUGGAUACAAAGAUUCAAGGAGCGGCACGGCAUUGUCUACAAGAACGUGGUGCGAGAAGCGGCCUCACUCGAUUCAGAGGCGAAGCAGCAGUGGCUCCAGACAAACCUGCCCGCAUUGAUGGAGCGCUUCUCAGCCAGAGACAUUUACAACUGUGAUGAGACUGCCCUUUUCUUUCAAAUGACACCAUCGAAGACGCAUGCUUUGAAAGGCGAUCCAUGUCCUGGCGGUAAGCACUCCAAGGUUAGGGUAACCAUGUUACUUUGUGUGAAUAUGGACGGGAGCCAUCGGCUCAAGCCCUUCGUGAUCGGGCGAUCCAAGAAGCCUGUGUGCUUCAGGAAUCAACACAUCCCGGUCCGCUAUAGGAGCAACAAGAAGGCCUGGAUGACCCGUGUCUUGUUUGAGGAGUGGCUGCUCGAGAUGGACAGCAUCAUCGAAAGUCAGGGGCGGAAGGUGGUGUUGCUGCUGGAUAACUGUAGCGCACACAACGUGAGCCUGAAGCUGACAUCAAUCGAAUUGAUGUUCCUGCCGCCGAAUAAGACGGCAGGCUUGCAACCGCUGGACGCCGGCGUGAUUGCUAACUUUAAGGCGUUAUACCGGCGACGUAUGCUUGAGUGGCUCGUGCUGACGAUUGACCGCUCGGCUCCCGGUACGUCGGGCAAUGCAGACGGGCCCUCUGAUGCUCCUGAUCUGAAGAUUAGCCUUCUAAAGGCCGUGCGCUUCAUUUACAGCGCGUGGUACGAGGUGAGGCAGACCACCAUUCAAAACUGCUUCAGGAAGGCAGGCUUUGUGCACCAGGACCAGCCUCCCUCGCCUAGUGACAGCGAAACCGGCACGGAAACUGCGGAUCUGACGGAGCUCUGGGAGCACGUCGCUACUGGUGACGCAGAUAGCGGGUGCGUCGCGUCGGUUGAGGACUUCCUGACGGCAGACAGUGCUGCUUCGUUCUGCGAUGAACUCACCGACGAGACAAUCGUCGCGGAUGUGUUGUCGCGACAGACGGCGGCGUUGUGCGACGGCAGCGACAGUAGUGAUGAGGAGGUUGACAGCGCCUCUACGACCCCGUCGAUGACAACGCAAGGUGCACUGACGUCUAUUGACUCGCUGAUUGACUUCAUGCACAUCAAAGGAAUGCCGCCAGAGUUUCCGCAGCAGCUGAAAGCUAUGCGCACCAUGGUUGUGAAGCUCAAGCUUCCGCAGAAGCAACUGCAGAUUUCGGACUACUUCGGCAUGCCGAACCCGUGAUG